Messenger RNA from Striga asiatica, 1593 nucleotides. The record is from the annotation of a GenBank genome assembly. Lineage: Eukaryota; Viridiplantae; Streptophyta; Magnoliopsida; Lamiales; Orobanchaceae.
AUGAACUGGGGCAUUUCCGAUAUUUCGCAGCAUUCAUCAUCCUCGAUCCACGCCCUCAAAAUCGGCAUCAACUACGGCCAAAUCGCCAGCAACCUCCCAUCCCCAUCCCGCGUGGCACACCUCCUCUCCUCCGUCAACGUCACCCGAGUCAAACUCUACGACGCAGACCCCACAGUCCUCUCCGCCUUUGCGGGCUCAAACGUCGAGUUCAUAAUCGGGCUCGGCAACGAGCACCUCCAACGCAUGUCCGACCCAGCCCAGGCCCAAUUAUGGGUCCAGCAAUACAUAACCCCUCACUUCCCCUCCACCAAAAUCUCCUGCAUCACAGUUGGCAACGAAGUCCUCACCGGCAACAACACCCAGUUAAAAUCCUUCCUCCUUCCCGCCAUGCAAAACGUCAACAACGCCCUCCAAAUUUCAGGCCUAAGCAACUACAUAAAAGUGACCACGGCCCACGCGUUCGACGUGCUAGGCAGUUCAUUUCCCCCUUCGUCCGGCGCAUUUCGCGAAGACAUAGCCGAGUAUCUUCAUGCAAUACUUGAUUUCCACUCGCAGACAAAUUCCCCUUUCUUGAUAAACGCGUACCCGUUUUUCGCGUACAAGGACAAUGUGGGCCAGAUUUCGCUGAACUACGUGUUGUUUGGGCCCAAUGACGGAAUGAUUGACUCUGGUACGAAUUUGCGGUAUGAUAACAUGUUGUAUGCGCAGAUUGAUGCGGUUUACAAUGCGAUUCGGGUGAUGGGCCACACGGAUGUGAGGGUAAAAGUGUCCGAGACGGGAUGGCCUUCGAGGGGCGACCCGAAUGAGGUGGGGGCCUCUGUGGAGAAUGCGAGGUUGUAUAAUGGGAAUUUAGUGAGUAGGAUGGAGAGGAAUGAAGGGACCCCAGCAAAUCCGUCAAUUCCGAUUGAUGUCUUUGUGUUUGCGCUGUUUAAUGAGAAUAUGAAGCCUGGGCCAUUGUCCGAGAGGAAUUAUGGGCUGUUUUAUCCAGAUGGUAGCCCGGUUUAUAAUAUUGGGCUGCAGGGUUAUCUCCCGAGGAUGGAUUAUUCGGGUUCUUGGGGAAAUGUGGUGUUUUUCUUGAAUUUAGUCAUCCCAUUGGUGGUAUUGUUGAUGUGUAAUUUGUAGCUGGAUUUUAUAUCCAUGGUAGCAAAGAUUAUUGAGGGAGUGUAUGAAGAUAACAGAGUCCACUGAAGGUUCUUAGAAGUUCAAAUCAGUUCUUUGUGGGGCCAUAUUUUGAAGAUGAAUGAAGCUACCAAUCCGAUGUGGAAGAGAAUAUUAUUUUUUUUUCAUCAAACUACUUUGAAACAGUGAAUAGCAGAUUUUUUUUUAUUUUUUUCACACGUGGAGAUUUAGAUUAGCCAUUUUAGUUGAAUAGAUAUAGAUAUUCUUCGGUCAAAAUAGAAAAUAAAGGGUCUUUCUUCUUUUUCUAAUCCUUGCUUCAUUUCUUACGAAAUUUUAAUCUGUUGCGCAGUUGCAGUUUCCUUAUUUAAUUUUUCGACACUAAGAAUGUCAACUAACAACAAAUUAGGCACACCAUCUGUUAUCUCUUUUCAGACUUUUAUUUUCAUUUUUUCUACCAUUAUACUUAAUUAUAAC